AUGGGUUCCAUCGGGCCUGCUGCCGUCGAGCUGGACACCACGCUCCGGGACCUGUACGCCAUCGACAACCCGGACGUGGACGACCUGGUCCUGGUCUACGCCAUCCCGAGCCCGGCGAUGGCCAUGACCGAGAAUCUUCCGCUGUCGACGACCUUCCCCGUGCAGGGCCCGCGGAUCAAAGUCCUCAGUCGCGACAGCCUGGCCCGGACGUGCCUGCUGACGGGCCCCGAGUCGUACGCCUUCGCGACGGGGAACAUGCCCCUCGUGCUCUUCAACAUCGAUCCCACCGAAUACGACCAUCUGGACGCCAAAGACCAGCCCACGCCCAACCCGGGCUGGCAGGCCCAGGGCCAGCGCGUGUUUGACGCCCUGCGCCCCGACCAGCGGCCCCGACUCAGCUUCGUCUCGAAGCCCAGCGAGAUCGAAGUCACUCCGCGCACGAAGCUCGUUGUCCUGCAUCCCAUGGACUGCCUCGCUCACCUGCCGCACGCCAUCGACCCCAAGCUGCACUACGAGCUGCAGUCGAAGCCGGGGCUGGCGCUGUCCGGCCUGCCCACGCCGCCGACGGAGCUGAUCG
Messenger RNA from Rasamsonia emersonii CBS 393.64, 577 nucleotides. RefSeq names its product solid-state culture specific protein. The annotation marks the transcript as partial. Lineage: Eukaryota; Fungi; Ascomycota; Eurotiomycetes; Eurotiales; Trichocomaceae. The record is from RefSeq and is a predicted model, not a curated record. The transcript has a single exon.